GACCAUAUUUUAAGAAGAGUUACUGUUGCUAAAAUGCUGUCCGUUUCACUUUAAGUAACUUGCAUACCUGCAGACAUUCCAGACAUUUUUAUUGUGCUUCAUGAUUAUGUCCACGUCACCUCCUGUCAUUCUCUCUCUAAGCAUUUGAGAAGAGUGGAAAGGUCUGAUCACCAUGGCAGCAAACAUCAUAGUCCACCAACAGGUGGCAGCACCUGCUAUGAAGGGCUGGAACACUGGCCUUUUUGACUGCUGUCAAGACAUGAAUUCCUGUUGUUAUGGUUUCUGGUGCUGUCCUUGCUUAGCCUGCUCCACCACGGGAGAGUUUGGAGAGAGUACCUGUCUGCCAUUAGUGGACAUCAUUGGCCCUGCUUGCAUGGUUGCUUUUGGGGUGCCCAUCAUAGUGCCACCCGCAAGUCUGUCCAUGCGGGUUGCUGUACGCCACAAAUAUGGCAUUCAGCAAAGCCUCUGUGAGGAUAUCAUGGCAUCCUGCUUCUGUGUCUGGUGCUCAUGGUGUCAGAUGGCCAGGGAGAUCAAAGACCACAAGAAGAGCUGCACUUUCACAACCAUCCAGCCUGUGGCCAUCCAAGUGCAGCCUCAAACCAUGACCAACUCAAACGUGUCCUACAUAACCAAUCAACAGAGCUACACCAUGACCAGCCCACAGUCCCCCAACCCACAGGGCUACAUCAUGACCAACCCACAGGGCUACAUCAUGACCAGCCCACAGUUCCCAAACCAACAGGGCUACAUCAUGACCAGCCCACAGUCCUCCACCAUGGUUGAGAAGCAUCCUGAUAUGAUGGCAGGCCCCCCUGGCAUUGCCGGAGGGGCUCAAAUUAAGAUGGCAUCUGACCAACAUGCCAUGGCAGGCACUUCUCAAAUGAUGGCUUCUGCUCCUAAUGCCUAUAACCCUGCUUUCAUGAUGCCCCCUGAUAUGUCUAACCAUAUGGUGAACACCACUGUCUCCACCCAACCAUCCAAAUGCUGAGCUCUGCUGCUUCAUCGAAUCACUUUCUGAUAGCUGACAUUGCUGUAAUGUUCAGUCAGUGAAUUCAUUUGAUUUAUGAAAAUGUUUUUAUACGGUUAAUAGUCUGAGGUCUAUUUGAUGGUAAUGGCCUCUGCUCAUUGUCUUGACAUGUAAUAAAGUCAUUUAUAUUGUG
Molecule: messenger RNA, 1160 nt
Organism: Oncorhynchus tshawytscha (Chinook salmon)
Lineage: Eukaryota; Metazoa; Chordata; Actinopteri; Salmoniformes; Salmonidae
Exons: 4
Coding region: 173-988 (271 amino acids)
Source: RefSeq, a predicted model, not a curated record